Molecule: messenger RNA, 2860 nt
Organism: Xenopus laevis (African clawed frog)
Lineage: Eukaryota; Metazoa; Chordata; Amphibia; Anura; Pipidae
Product: placenta-specific gene 8 protein-like
Exons: 3
Coding region: 2020-2472 (150 amino acids)
Source: RefSeq, a predicted model, not a curated record
UGUCUUUGAAUACAAUGACCUUCUCAAAUGACUAUGAAGAUUUUCACAGAGGUGGGGACUUGAGAACAGUGAGUCUUGCUGGCAUAGGGGCUUCAGGUUAUACUCAAGUUCAUUGCUUGGAGCAUCCACUACGGUUGUGUACCCUAGAAUUUCCCACUACGCAGUGUGCUCUGUUCUGUCCUUCUUUAUUGGGACACAUCUGUCUCUUCUCUAUUAAUAAACUCGUUGGCAAGCGCCAUGGCUACAGCAGGAAGGUGUUUCCUAGUCUCCAUGCAAACGUAAUCUAAGCAGAGAAUUAAAUCCACAAGAGGCUGACCCCCCCUCUCCAGUAGCUGCCCAUAGCGGUGAAACUGGUCGGGGCACAUUCCUACCACUGACACUAAAAUACUAAAAUUGCCCUGGUCUCGCUCACAUCAAGUUGACAGAGCAAGAGAGAGGUGAGUGAUGGUUUCCUCAGUGGAGAUGGUGGGUAGAGUAGGGGCAGAGAGCAGUGGAAGUGAUGAGCACAGAGGGGUUUUCAGAAGGUGAUUGGUGCAGUGGGCAGGGACUGAAUGAUGGGCACAGAGAGGUAACAAGUCUCUAACAAUGGCAUUGGCUGCUGGAGUUCAUUUUGGCAUCACCUAAUUGUCAUCCAGAGAUUUGGAAAUAACUUUUUGACAAAAACACAGUUUAGGAGCAGAAAUAAUGGUUAAGAAUUUCUCACUCCCCCCCCCCCUGUCCAUUACCUUAAAAACCUUGUGGUACAAUUUCUCUCCUCGGGGGGAUGAGUAGCUAAUACUGCAAUGUCUCAUUGUGCAGCUCUUAAAAGGGGCAAUAAUAUUACAGACCUUUGCUUCCUCAAGAGGUAGAUUGGGAUCUGCCAGUAGAUCUUGAGCCGGUAGAGCAAGCACAUCCCAUGAGAUAAUCUGCCUGGGUGCUUCACAUAUAUUUAAGUUUCCAUGUUACUUCAUCAGCAGCCUGAUAAUUAGCUUGAAGGGGUAGCUCUUCAGAAAUAUAAAACCCACAUCUGGUCCUCCAGAACUCUGUAUCAGUCAGUAUAUGGAUGAAGGAUUUACUGGCAGUAUCUGCAUCCUAGAAGAAGGCAUGGCUCCAGGUUUGUAAUAAAGCAACACUAAUGGAGGCUUAGGGCACACUGCACAUUGUGAGGAACCACUGCAAAUAAACCAUCAUCCUUUCAUUUGAAAGAAAACCAGGGGGAACCCAACCUUCUGGAUGAUUGUUAGACCAUCCUCUUAUAAUACACAAAUGCCCAACAUGGCACCACUUACUCUCUGGAGUUCAGCAGAGACUUGUGAUUUUUUUUUUGGGAGCCAACUUUCAGCCUCAACGUUCUCUUGUUCCAUGAUGAUUUCAUUGCUUCCCAUCCUUGAUCUGUUAGAACCAUGUAGAAUCCCUAUCCCCGUGUCUUCCCAUAAAACAUGUAAAAUCCCAAUGGUGGUGGUGGGAUUAUAUUCCUUUAAAGAGAUUUCUGUUCCAGAGAUUGGGCUGGAGGGUUGACUUCUGCUUGAGAGCAAUUGUAUAAUUGCAGAGGAAUCCAUAACCUCUCCAUUGUUUACUUGUUUAUUCAAAAGUGACAAAAGUGGUGCACUGAUUGAUAUCCCCCAACUAUUAUGCCUUUCAGCAGUUGCUGGUAGUUGGAGAUCCUUAAUUGGACUCACAGUAGCCACUGGGUCAGUUGGGUCUAAAGCAUAUUUACUGUCCAGGCCACUGGGGGGGGUCACAAGUACUCACAUCCUCAUUGAGGGAAUGUAGCUCCAUGAGGGUCUUGAGAUCAUCAUCAUCAUAAGCUUCAAUAAUUAUUAAUUAUGGAGUUUAUCAUGAAGGAACCUUCACUGUAGGCUGCAGCAGAAGGUGAAAACUGACUGGAAAUGGGCCUUAUUCUCAUUAGUCAGGACUUCUCCAAAUCAAGUGGCAUCUUCUUCAUAGAAGAACCAGGCCAAAAAAAGCUUGGAAAUACAUGGUUAAGAGAGUGGUAGGCAUAAGCCAUGGUAUCUCAGUUCUCUUCUUUAUUCCCAGGCCAUGCAGACUGUCACGGUCCAUCCCCUUGCAGUCUCUCAGACAGUGACUGUCUCACAAUCAAAUAACUGGAACACUGGGAUCUGUGACUGUUGUGAUGACUGCGGAAUCUGUUGCUGUGCGUUGUGGUGCUUCCCCUGCCUCCAGUGCAAGACAGUCAACGACUUUAAGGAGUGCCUCUGUCUCCCCCUUCUGGACCCCUUUUGGGUGGGCUAUUGUGGAUGCGGCACAGCUUGCCCCCCUAUCUCCAUGGCCAUGAGGGCUUCUGUCAGAGAGAGAUAUCGCAUUUCUGGCUCCAUCUGUGAUGACUGCUGCAUGUUGUGCUGGUGCUACUCCUGCUCCUGGUGCCAAAUGGCUCGAGAGAUAAAGAAGCGCAAACAGCCCAUCACCUUCAUGACGGCCCAGACCACCUCGGUGCAAAUGCCCCUGCAACACAUUCUCUACCCCCAAAUGUAACCCCUUCCUCCUGCCCCGGAGAGGCAAAUGCAGAUGGAGCAGCCUCGGCUCAUCCAAUGAAAUCUUCCCUUUAUAUUGAUAGGAAAACUCUCUGUAAAAUGUACAAAUUAAAGUUUGAAAAGAAAUUGAAAUGAAGCCGAGCAAUGUUCUUCCUCAGAUGCGUCAUCUUAUAGCGCAAAGGAGGAGCCUAAUUCAUCACAUGACACAGUACUGGGCCCAGUUCUUUCCACUGGAGAUGGAGCAGAGGGGCCCCUAAUUGCUCUGUGACACCCCCGUUGUGUUUAGUAACAUUUGCUCAUAAACACUCGGCAACCCAGGGGAAUGGGCAAGUAGCCUCAUGUAUUUCUCUAAUAUAAAGUGGUGCAUCCAGGCCAUGGAAUAUAUAGGA